Messenger RNA from Saccostrea cuccullata (small rock oyster), 1778 nucleotides. Its product is annotated as S-phase kinase-associated protein 2-like. Gene Ontology annotation, biological process: SCF-dependent proteasomal ubiquitin-dependent protein catabolic process. Gene Ontology annotation, cellular component: SCF ubiquitin ligase complex. The record is from RefSeq and is a predicted model, not a curated record. Bases 58 to 1410 code for a protein of 450 amino acids. Lineage: Eukaryota; Metazoa; Mollusca; Bivalvia; Ostreida; Ostreidae. Gene Ontology annotation, molecular function: protein binding. The transcript has 11 exons.
CGAGUUACUUAGCGCCCUUUUAACACCAUUGGCGCUAAAAUCAAAUUUCGUGUAAAGAUGGUGAACUCAGGGACCAAAAGAUCAAGGCAUUUUCGAUCGGAGAAGGAAAACAUUCCACAGAGAAAGAAGAGAGCAAAUGUCAAAAUCCGCCCCAAGAAGGAGUACACAUUUGCUGAUCUGGGUUGUGACUUAUUGUCAGAGAGUGGUAGUUCAGACAGCGAGAACUUGGAUUUAAUCACACCAAGUGUCACCAGUACAGCCAACGAAUCUCUGUUAUUACAGGCCCCUCGAAUAUUACAGAACAGUCAGAAAGACAAUACACCAUCUGCAAUACACACUGUGGCACUCACUCCAAAACCGGAGAAGUGUGAUGAGAAUAUAUGUAAAAGUCAUCCAGAAAUCCCCAGAGAUGAUGCAGAUUACGUCAGCCACUUGUCAGAUGAAAUGAUACUACGUAUUUUUCAUUGGUUGCCAAAAUUUAGCCUUGCCAAAUGUGCUCGAGUUUGUCGCCGCUGGAAUCGUGUUGUUGGAGAUAAGUCUUUAUGGAAGAGAAUUGAUCUAGCCAACAAAAGAGUAAAUACCAGCUGUCUGGGCCUGCUGUUACACCGUGGUGUUAAUGUUCUUAGACUCACGAAAACAGAGAUAACAGAGGACGGGUUUGACAGGUAUUGGAAGGGAGAUAAAUCUGGGUUUCAGUCCCUGCAGUACCUUGAUUUGAGCCUGUCAUCAGCCAGUACUGUUAUGAUGGGGCACUUGUUCUCCUCCUGUCAGAAUCUGAGGAAACUCAGUCUGGAGCUCUGUACAAUAGAUGAUGAUGUUGCCCAUUUGUUUGGACAGAAUAAGAACCUUCAGGUGUUGAAUCUCAGUAUGUGUGAGGGACUGACAACUACAGGGCUGGCCGCCAUUCUUUCUGGUUGUAGAAGGUUAACUUCCCUGAACUUAGCUUGGACCGGACUGAAGAGACAGAGUGUGGCCUACUUAUCCCUGUGUCUCCCUCCUUCAGUAAGAAAACUGAACCUGAGUGGAUGUCGAGAACACAUCACAGAUGAAGAAGUGCUACAGCUGGUAAGAACCUGUCCUGAUCUUACAGAAUUGGACCUCUCAGACUCCACGGUCAUCACAGGACUGUCCAUCUCCUACAUCAUGUCUCACCUGACCAAUCUACAAUACCUGGCCCUCAGCAGGUGUUAUAGACUCCCCUGUAACAGUAUCAGAGAGCUGUCCUAUCACCCACGGCUGUCAGAAGUCGAGGUCUUUGGAAUGUUUCGAGAUGGAACAAUGGAACAUCUCAAACACGAAAUGGGGAAUCUGGAACUGAAUCGGUACCCCUUCUCCAACAUCGCGAGGCCCACCACGGGAAUCAGAAUGACUUCCCUGUGGGGCCUCAGGGUGAGGGACAAUGCUGUGUGAUGACCGGAUCUCAAUCAUGUGCCAAAUUUAGACAGCAGCAAUAUACAGUUAGUACACAUAUCAGCCCAUCUCAGGAGAGAAAGCUAUCUGUCAAAUUCUCAGUCUGUGUAAGUUAAUUAAAUAGGAACAAAGUUGUUAAUAUUUUUAUAAGUUGUUGAGAUUGACGUUAUUUAAGGUAGAUCUGUAUUUGGUCAGGGUUUAAAUGUCAGGAGAAUGUCUGAUGAGAGCAUUACAAUGUCAGUGUAAUAAUGCUUGCUUUUUACAUGAUAUCAUAAAGAAACAUGAUUUAGCUUUUACUUGAUGUGUCAAUUUAUUGAAUAUUUGGUAAUAUAUGUAUGUACUGUGGAAUCAUUAAUAUUGUUCAUUGG